This is a messenger RNA of Drosophila subobscura, 927 nucleotides long. RefSeq lists its product as uncharacterized. Lineage: Eukaryota; Metazoa; Arthropoda; Insecta; Diptera; Drosophilidae. The coding region runs from base 108 to 434 and encodes 108 amino acids. The record is from RefSeq and is a predicted model, not a curated record. The transcript is spliced from 2 exons.
CGUCGUCGUCGGCGUUGGCGCCAACGCCGCCGUCAGCAGAGCGCAGGCGCAGAACUUGCAAAGCUUCUGGCUAUGGAAACUUUACGGUCAGUAUAGGUCGGUGACAAAUGCAGCGAGAAAACUUUCCGCAUCUCUUUACUGCGUCGAGUGCAUGGAGCAGUGCAAACAAUCUAAUUGCCCUGGCCCCAAGCCCGGCCUGGACCCGACUCGAACUCCGACUCGAACCCGAACCUGAACCCGAACCUGAACCCCUGCCCGACGAGCUCCUGUUGUUGAUGUCAGCGGCGGAUCCAAGGUUUCGCCCACUGUGGAAUGCUUUGGAAUGCUCCGAUCAGAUCUUUAUACAUGUGCAAUGUCCAAGGGUUUCGGAAUUCGUGUCAGUCAUCGCGAAGAAACAGCGCAGCCAGGGGGUUGGCCGACUGUUGCCACUGUAGGAACCAUCAAUUAUUGAAGUUAACAGACUAAUUCGACAAAUCGAUCAAAUAUUAUGACACGUUCAUUCUGUAAUUACCAGUACCCAUUGCGUAGGUUACAAGGGUGACCGAGUAUUAAACCAAAAUCAAUCCUUACCGACCGCUCAAGUUUUCCUAUAGCAGGUACAUUGAUAGCCGAAAAGAUUCAAUUCAACACAAUAUACUCGAACAAUGAUCCUCUACAGACACCUGAAGUGUACACACAUAUGGGGGCUUUUCUCUGAAGUCGAAUGGGACAGUCUUACAAAUGUACAUACAUACAUAUGUAUGUACGUAAGAAAAAUUUGUUAAUUGUUAAAACGUUGUUCUUAUGAUAACGUAUCUCUUGAGUAGGCCUAUAAGUUACAGGGCAAAGUUCGAUUUUGAGAUUUUUCGAGCGGACAAAUUUUGUAGCGGGUUUCGUGGCCAUCAAUUCCAACUCUGCCAAAGUUUAUCCAAUAAAUGUAUUUUGAUA